Molecule: messenger RNA, 2265 nt
Organism: Cyprinodon tularosa
Lineage: Eukaryota; Metazoa; Chordata; Actinopteri; Cyprinodontiformes; Cyprinodontidae
Product: E3 ubiquitin-protein ligase TRIM39-like
Exons: 2
Coding region: 260-1906 (548 amino acids)
Molecular function (GO): zinc ion binding; protein binding
Source: RefSeq, a predicted model, not a curated record
AGGGCCAUUUUUGGAAGGCUGCUCCUGUAAGGCUGCAGCCUUAUCAAAAUACACAGGACCCGUGUUAUUUGAUGUCUCUGACUAAAGGAAAAUAGUGAUGCAGAAAACUCUUCCUGUUUUACUAACAGGAAGGAAGGUGGAGCAUCGCUAGAAAGACUGGUUUGAGCGUCAUUUUUUAGAAUUGCAGUGCUGACUAUUUUCUAUCGGUCUGAAGUCCCUUUUUCCUCCCCAACAACUGACUCAAAUAGAGUGUGCAGGUAUGACUUCUGAAAGCAACCUACGGUCUGAGGACCUGUUCCUGUGCUCCAUCUGUCUGAAUACUUUAACUGAUCCAAUCACAACACCAUGUGGACACAACUUCUGCAAAGCCUGCAUCACUCAGCACUGGGAUGGAAAUGUUCUCUACAAUUGCCCUUUGUGUAAAGAACAUUUCAACUCUAGACCUCAGCUGAAGGUCAACACCUUGUUGUCUGAGAUGGUUGCUAAGUUCAGACGUGAGGCUCAGCAGGAAGCCAUUAGCAGCAGCAGCUCAGAGCAACAAGCUGCCAAACCAGGAGAAGUUCCCUGUGACGUCUGCACUGGAACCAAACUGAAGGCCCUGAAGUCCUGCCUGGUGUGUCUCCUCUCCUACUGUCAGACUCACCUGGAGCCUCAUCUGACAGCUCCACGUCUGAAGAAACAUCAGCUGAUGGAGCCUGUGGAGAACCUGGAGGACAGAAUGUGUCCACAACAUGAUAAACCUCUGGAGCUGUUCUGUAGGACCGACCAGACAUGUGUCUGUUUGAUAUGUCCUGUUUCAGACCAUAAGAACCAUGAGCUUGUUCCUCUGAGAGAGGAAUCCAAAAGAAAGAACACAGAACUGAGGAAGAUAGAAGUUGAAGUUCAGAGGAUGAUCCAGAACAGACGAGUGAAGAUUCAGGAGAUAAAAAGGUCGAUGAAGAUCAGUAAAGAUGCUGCAGACAGAGAGAAAGCAGAAGGUGUUGAGGUCUUCACUGCUCUGAAGGAGUCUGCUGAGAGAGGCCUGAAGGAGCUCAUCAAGGAGAUCGAAGACAAACAGAAAACUGCAGAGAAACAGGCUGAAGACUUCAUCAAAGAUCUGGAACAGGAAAUCUCUGAGCUGAUGAAGAGGAGCUCUGAGGUAAAGCAGCUCACCCAGUGUGAAGACCACCUCCACCUCCUCCAAAACUUCUCCUCCCUGAAAGCUGCUCCACCCACCAAGAACUGGACAGAGGUCAGAGUCCGUCCACCAUCAUAUGAGGGGACUGUGGUGAGAGCUGUGGCUCUGCUGGAGGAGAAGAUCAGGGAGGACAUGAAGAAGAUGAGGCAGGCUGAGAUGAAGAGGGUCCAGCAGUCUGCAGUGGAUGUGACUCUGGAUCCUGAUACAGCUCAUCCUGAACUAAUCUUGUCUGACGAUGGAAAACAGGUGAAACAUAGUGAAUUAAGGAAGAAAUUACCAGACAACCCAAAGAGAUUUUCUUAUAAUGGUUGCAUUUUAGGACAUCAGGGUUUCUCUUCAGGCAGAUUUUACUUUGAGGUUCAGGUUAAAGGAAAGACUGACUGGGAUUUAGGAGUGGCCAGAGAGUCCAUCGACAGGAAGGGAAAGAUCAUAGAAAGUCCUCAGAAUGGUUACUGGACUAUUUGGUUGAGAAACAGAAGUGAGUACAAAGCUGGUGCUGUUCCCCCAGUCCGUCUCCAUCUCCAUCCUGGUCCUGAGAAGGUGGGGGUGUUUGUGGAUUAUGAGGAGGGUCUGGUCUCCUUCUAUGAUGUAGAUGCUGCAGCUCUGAUCUACUCCUUUACUGGCUUUCUCUUUAAAGAGAAACUCUACCCAUACUUCUGUCCCUGUCCUAAUUAUGGAGGUAAAAACUCUGCUCCUCUGAUCAUCUAUCCGGUUCAUCGGGCUGAUUGAUCUGAGGAAGCUUGAUGAAGAAUGGUAAAGAUCCUUCAAUCUAAGUGGGUUUGAAGGUGAAUUCCUGCUGAUGGAGAGGUGAGCUUAGAAACAUCCUUAGGAGGUCAACAGUUAAGGUAAAGACGGAUCAUUAACACUAGCUCCUCCUGCCUAUCUUAUGCAGGACUGGUUCAUUUUCCAUGAAAUUUAAAGGCCUGCAUGCAAACAUUUCCACCUGUGUAACUGAUCAUAUUUACCUUAUGGGCAAUAUAAUAAUGCCUAUUUCUUUACAUUUACUUCUGGUUCAUGGUGGUUAAUGCUGUUUUUCCUUAACUUUUAAACAGAAAUGUAAAUGUAAUGUAAUGAUAUUUGAAUAGAAU